Balaenoptera ricei (Rice's whale) is the source of this 4440-nucleotide messenger RNA. RefSeq names its product interferon stimulated exonuclease gene 20 like 2 (gene ISG20L2). Gene Ontology annotation, biological process: intrinsic apoptotic signaling pathway in response to DNA damage by p53 class mediator. Bases 1066 to 2112 code for a protein of 348 amino acids. NCBI's taxonomy places the organism in Eukaryota, Metazoa, Chordata, Mammalia, Artiodactyla, Balaenopteridae. The record is from RefSeq and is a predicted model, not a curated record. Gene Ontology annotation, molecular function: 3'-5'-RNA exonuclease activity; nucleic acid binding. The transcript is spliced from 3 exons. Gene Ontology annotation, cellular component: nucleus.
UCUACCGGAAGUGAGGCCCAGGGCCUCCGGCGCGCUGCAGUGCCAGUUUGUAGCGGCCUCCGCACACCUUCGAAUUGUACCUCCACCGGGCUAGAGGGGCCGGGGAGCGCAUCCCGCCCCCGCCCCCACCCACGCCGCCCCCUCCGUCGCAGCCGCCGCUGCCGCUUCUCACGCACUAGGAAUCCCUGGCCUCGCUCCCGGAGGCAGGGGCUCUGCGGGUACGCGGGCCCGGCCUCCGGCGCGUUCCAAUCCGCGAGCCUGCCGGCUCGGGCCUCGCCGACGCGCGCCAAUUUCCGCAUCCGGCUCCUGGCACUUCCGGUCUUAGCGGGGCCCAUCUGGGAGGUAGGUGUGUGAGCGUGGGAAACUGGCUCCGUGGCGUGGACGCCCAGAGUGUGCUGUCCCCAGCCUCGGUUUUCCCCUCCGCUAAUAUGUGUUGUCAAAGGUCCUUUCUUGGGAGAAGGACUUGAGUGAGAUGCAUGUGGAGAUUUCCCCCACGUGGAGACGAGGGAAAUGGGUGCCUGAAUUUGUAUCUCUGUCCUUGGGUCCCGCGCUGGGUAAUUCAGAGGUCAACUAUGCCAAAUCUGUGACUGCCUUCGAGCAUACUUAGACGUUUCUUCCCUGGGCAAAUGAUAGAGCUCACCUAUUCUGGCGUUCCAGAUCACAAGAGUUUCAGCUGGUUGGCCCUGCAACCCCCUCAGUUUACAAAUGAGACUGAGAUCUAGAGAGGGGAAAUGGCCUUCCUAAUACCAUACUGCUGGAGAAUUGUGGGGCUUCCCUGGAACCCAGGCUUCCUGGUUCAGAAGGAAGUCCUCCUUCCAUCAUUUCACAUUUCACAUUAUCUGAGAGGUUACUCUGAUGUCUUUCCUCUCUUUUAAGUCCUACGAAGAUGGGUCUUAUCUUACUGGUUCCCAAGCCUAUGGAUUCCGUUAUCAGGAUCACUUUCUUCCCCAGGGUAUACUACAAACCUCCAGAUGUUGGCCUAUGGGAUUCAGCAGAGGAUGAGUUGUCCAUCCUCUCAUUGGUAAGCUGUUUUUCCCAACUGUUCUCCCACCAUCCACCGUCAUCAUGUCUACCUUACUCCUCAAUCUGGAUUUUGGCGAACCUCCCCCCAGAAAGGCAUUAGAAGGGAAUGCCAAGCACCAAAAAUUUGUCAAGAAGCGGCGGCUCUUGGAACGGAAAGGCUUUCUGAAUAAGAAGCAGCAGCCCCCUAACAAGGUCCCUAAGUUGCACUCAGAACCUUCAAAGAAAGGGGACACUCGCAAGGUGGAUGGCACUUGGAAGCCCCCUCCCCUUCCAAAAAAGAAGACUGCUGCUUCCAGCAGUGGGUCAGAGCAGUCCCUGGACAAGAAAGCUGCAGUGCCUUGGCUGACCCCUGCUCCUUCACAGAAAGCUGGUUCUGUUGUGGCUAAAGUAGAUUUGCUGGGGGAGUUCCAGAGUGCCCUACCAAAGAUUAAGAGCCUCCCAAUUCGCCCCCAGAAGAAGGGCUCCCAGAAGAACCCUCCUCAGAAGACUGCCCCACAGAUCUCCACCCAAGCUCAUUCAGAGAAUAAAUACCCUGGAGCAUCCCAGAAGAUGCCAACGAAGAUGGUGGCAAUUGACUGUGAGAUGGUGGGCACAGGACCCAAGGGGCAUGUCAGUUCCUUGGCUCGAUGCAGCAUUGUCAGCUAUAGCGGAGAUGUGCUUUAUGAUGAGUAUAUCCUUCCCCCCUGCCACAUUGUGGACUACCGGACCAGAUGGAGCGGUAUCCGGAAGCAGCACAUGGUGAAUGCUACUCCCUUCAAGAUUGCUCGGAGCCAGAUCUUGAAGAUUAUCACAGGGAAGAUAGUGGUGGGGCAUGCCAUCCACAACGACUUCAAAGCCCUUCAGUAUUUUCACCCUAAGUCCCUCACCCGAGACACCUCCCAUAUCCCCCUCCUCAACCGUAAGGCCGACUGCCCAGAGAAUGCAACCAUGUCUCUGAAGCAUCUCACCAAGAAGCUGCUGAGCCGGGACAUCCAGGUUGGGAAAAGCGGACAUUCCUCUGUGGAAGAUGCCCAGGCCACCAUGGAGCUGUACAAGUUGGUUGAAGUUGAGUGGGAACAGCACCUGGCCAAGAAUCCCCCAAAAGACUAGUGCCAGUGGGGACACUGGUGAUGUGGGGAGGCAGAGGCAGGCAGCGCCACACCCGGGAGAACAGGGCAGUGGACCAGUGCACAGCUCUACCAGCUCUACACCUUUGGAAACUAGAGUUGUUGGGGAGAGUGAGGCUCCACCCCAGACUUAAUAGCCAUUAAAAUUUCACCUCAGGUGUUGUUAAGUGUUCCAUGGAAGGAGGCAGGCUCCAUGUCAGAACCCAGCCCUAUAGGCUGUUUACCUCUUAAAUGGUGCUAACCAUGGGUCCCAGGGUGCUUUGCUCCUGGGAAAAAGCCUUUUGACUUUCAAGGGGCAGGGCAUACUGGGAAGUGUAGUUUCCCAAACUGCCUUAUCACUAGGGUGACCAUGUGUCUCAUUUUAUGCCUUUUGUUCUCAAGUAAUUAGCAGCACCGUGUUGAACUUCCCAAAAGUAUCCUGUUGGAUGAUAACUUGUAUGAUCACAGUUCAUCUCUCAGACUUCUUUUGGCUCAGAGUCUACAUCCAGUCUGUGUCGGGAUAUCACCUGUUCUUUCCACCUUGACUUCCAGAGGAGCCAUCCCUGGUGAGGUUUAGUUCUUAGGGUUACAGGGCAGUAGAGGUAAGAGAGUGUGACUUGGAAAUCAAUUUUUCUGAUUUAGGAAAGCAGCCUCUUUCCUAAAGUGAUAGAGGAUUUAUUUAAUUUAGACCCCACUUGGUAGGUUAAAGAAGAAUUUAAAGUGUUUUAAUGGUUUUUAGUCUUUUACUUUGCUAAACCAAGCCUCUUAAGACUCAGAUUACUCCCUUGAUAAAUUUUUAUAAAGGAAAAACAAUUGUGUGAUGUUUUCUUUAUAACUUCACAUUAAAUAGCUUUGUCACAGGAUCCUGUAGAGCUGUAAUUCUGAUAGGGGGUCCAGGGUCUGUGUGAAUGACACUUACUGGGCCCUGGUUUGCUGGAAGUCAUCAAGAAGCGCUGACCAAGCCUUUUGUGUGUAGCCCAUGUGCUCUGCUGCCUUGUCCUCGUCCCUACCACAAAUCAACGAGCACACCUAAAGUGACACCCCAAGCCAUGCGAACACCUUCACACAGAGGGUAUGUGACCAGGAGAGUGACUCAGAGAGUGGGCAUGCGGGAGGGAUGGAGCCGGGGAGGAAGGGUGCUUGAUGACGCCAGCCUGGUCGCUCCCGCCAGCCCUUCCUCGGUGGUAUACACCCUCAUGUUGGGAAGGUGAAUCACAGGUCUGACCUUGUGUCUGGGAUCACUGCACUCUGUCUUGAGAGAACGCAGACUCCACGUAUACACCAAGGCUUGUGCCCUCUUGAGUGGCUAGUUUGGCUCCAGGGGCCAGAGUCACAGUCAUGGCUGCCUAUAGAAGGGAAUUUCCUGCAGCCAAACCGGACCCCAGACGUGGUCUUGCUGUUGUGUCCUGCGCUACAGGAUCUGCUUGCACAGGCAGCUGUUGAGCUCUGAGCAAGUUGGUUCCUGUUGAACCCAACAUAUGUGGUGUCCGUGACACUUCACAAAGAGGUACUAGGCAUCCUUACACACCUCUAAGUGGGAGUAAUCUAGGAAGGCUACACCAAAAACGGGAUACAAGUCUUAACUGAAAUGAAGGCGAGUCUUAAUUACAUUGUGAUCAGUAAACUAGAAGAUAUGUGGGAAAUUCUCAUUUGAGUUCAAGUUUUAGGGUACCUGGCUUCGUAAUUUAUUGAAGUAUAGUUGAUUUACAAUAUUGUGUUAAUUUCUGAUGUACAGCAAAGUGAUUCAGUUAUACAUGUAUAUACACAUUUCUUUUUCUUAUUCUUUUCCAUUGUGAUUUAUCGCAGGAUAUUGAAUAUAGUUCCCUGUGCUAUACAGUAGGACCUUGUUGUUUAUCCAUACUAUAUAUAACAGUUUGCAUCUGCUAAUCCAAACUCCCAAUCCAUCCCUUCCCCACCCCGCUUCCCCUUGGCAACCACACGUCUGUUCUCUAUUCUGAGUCUGUUUCUGUUUCAUAGAUAAGUUCAUUUGUGUCAUAGUUUAGAUUCCACAUGUAAGUGAUAGCAUACGGUAUUCGUCUUUCCCUUUCUGGCUUACUUCACUUAGUGUGAUAAUCUCUAGGUCCAUCCAUGUGAGUAGCAACUGGCUUUUAUGCUCCACUUCACCCCCCACUCAAGUGUCCUCAGUCCAGCAUUGGGAAGAGCUCAGUCUCACUUCAGCUCACCAGGAAGAACCUGGAGACCAGAGGACCUUGCAGACAUUUUCUUAAUCUUUUCUCUUAUCACACUUCCUGGUCAGAGCCCAGCUCACCCUGCAAGGUGCCUGGGGAUCCCUGUACUUUAUUAUUUUUUUAAAAAUAAAUUUAUUUAUUUA